AUGGCUUGCCACGAAGUCCUGAUGAUGCUCUUGAGAAUGAGCCAAAGAGCAAGACGAAAAAAUGGCCAAGCUUUGAUAGUGGUCAUAGCAGGCUUUCAGAAGACUCUAGUGAAGAUAACUUGGACGAUGUUAGAUUAUCUAAAACCACCCUCCGCGUCACUGGCUCCUCCCACUUCGAUGACAAAUGACGUCAUCGUGGAUUUGAACAAGGUACAGCGGCAGCAGCCUAUUCUAGAGCACUCUGGCGCUAAAUUUAGAAACAUGAUCAAGCCAAGAAACAGGAGGCCGAUCACUUAUGUGUCUCAGAGAUUGUCCCCAAUGCCAAAUAUCCUGGCAGAAGUUGAUGAGGAAUCACACAGAAGCAGCAAGUCGUCACUAACAACUGGCUCUAAUCCUAAUCUCUUAAACGCUGCAGACGCUGGUGGCGAUAGCACUGCUAGGAGAUCUUUCGACCUUGACACUGCAGCAACAAUAGCAGCGACUGCAGCAGCAUCAACAGCGACUGUAGCAGCAACACCGCAUCUAACAGCGUUUAAAGAGAGCUCAGUCAGUCGCGAAUCACCAACUGCCCACCAGCCACAUGCAACGACAACUGCUACAUCCCAAAAGACUGUUCCGCUUGUUUCAAACAUGAAGCGUAAUAAAAAUCUCUUUGCGCCUAGCCUAGAAGAAAUUACACAAAAACGAAAAACAAUAGCGUCGCUGCCGUCUAACAUUAACGACGACGACGCUACUACCACUAAUUCUACAACUACCACUUCUACUACUACUACUGCUGCUUCUACAGCAGCUGCUUCUACUUCUGCAAACAAGGUUUCAGCAGAGUUUUCUAACAUGACGAGAAAGUCAUCUUUUAAAAUGUUCCCAGAAAAAAAUGCACCUGCUAGAAGCGAAAAGAAGGAUGGCGACGACGACAACGAUAAUAAUAGGCCUAGAGGUGGUUCGUUUGCAUUCAAUAGGACGCGGGUUGAGAAAAAUAUCAACUCGUCCCUAUCAACUACGGAGCUCUCUGGCGCGUCAGCCACUCUUUCUCAAAAAAAUCUUGAAGGGACCAAGAUUCCACCGGCUGUUAUGAAGAAAGGCCGACAUGUGCCUGACGUCAACGCUCUCAGUGAUAAAUUCAUCGAAGAUAAGAAGAUGAAUGACAGUAAGAGUGAUGACGAGAGGACAGCUGAUAAAAAAGCAGACGAAAAGCAUCAGGACCACGUGAUCAGUAAUAAAUCAGAUUUCAAAUUCAGACGUAAACAGGAUGACACUAAAAAUGACGUCAUCAAACAUGAUGCUGUUGCAGACGUCGUCGUCGUUGUACCCGAUGCAGCUGAUGCUAAACCCUUCAAAAGCGUGAAGCACAACAACUUCACUAGCAACAAUAUAUUCCUGAAUAACGAUAGCAACUUGAUUAACAAAAGGAAUAAGGAUGAUGCUAGUCCGGAUUCAUCCAAACAUCCGUCUGAUACAGCAGCAGCAGUAGUAGCAUCAGCAGCAGCACCACAUAAAACCCCGUUAGCACCCUCGCUCACUAAUUCAUUCCUACCUCCUGUUAUUAAAAAUGUGAAAGUUUUAUCAGCAACAUCGCCUGAGACAUCAUCGGCCUAUAAUUCUCUGGAAAAAACCAAAGAUGUUGAGAAAAAAUCUGAAAUGGAAGCCAAAAUUGAAACUAAAAUUGAUAGUAAAAUUGAAAGUAAAGCUGAAGCUGAGCACACUUCCCAGCCAGCAUCGAAACCGAAACUACCGGAAUUGAAAUCAGUCGAGAGAUUUGUGAAAAAGAUAGAUGAAAAUGAUAAAAAAGAAAAUAAGGAUGAAGAACUGGCGAGACGCAGCUUCAAGAGUAGCGGCGUUAAAAUGAGUUCGAAAUCCUUUAAAUACCCUCAUGUAGAUAAUCCCGAAUCAGAUAAUCUCAACAAGUUUGGCAAGAAGACCAACAGGUUGAAUUCGGUUGAUGCCGCUGAAUCUCAGGCAACUGCUGCAAACGCUUCAUCGACUUCUUCUACAACCGCAUCACUGCUGCCCUCGUGUACGCCUGCUCACUUCUCUAGAAACAAAGAGUCUUUAGAAUCAGCAACAACUGUGCAAUCAGCUGCCGAGAAAGUUAAAGAAAAUGACACAAUACCAUCUCAGCCAUCUACAUUUUCGUCCUCUUCGUCCUCUUCUUCGCAUCCUAAUGAUGCUUUUGAGAGCAGAAGAAACAUGUUCGGCGCUAGAUCAGUCAAGCCCACUGUCAGCACUACCGCGUCAUCAUCGUCGUCGCCAUCAACAGCUGCUACUACAUCGCCGAUAUUGCAACCCUCAGUAAACACAACAUCUACUACACCGUCUGAGAACAAAACCUCACCCAACAUAGCUAAGAAGCCAGCCAAUCAACUUCGCUCGGACAAACUGCCAUCAUCCUCGACAGCCAAUGACAAGCAAGAUCAUGCAGCUCCUGUCCAAUCAAAUUCUAAUAUUACAAAAAAGGAAUUCCCUGGCAAGCAAAUAACCCCAGGAGCCCCUGGUUCACCCCCUCCUGAACCAUUCAAACCAUCGUUGCUUGCCUCCAAACAACCAGCUGCAAAAUUCGGCAGUUUUAAAGAUAGAGGCACUAAUAAAUCUCCGUCGUCGUCAACAACAACAACAUCAUCCUCUUCGUCGUCAUCAGCAACAACUACAACGUCUGCAGCUGCUUCGACAGCUGCUAAACUGAAUGCCACAUCAACAGCUACAACAACAACAUCAGCAACAAAUGUUAUAGUAUCAUUGAAAGAUGUUAAGCUGAACAUCUCCCCUAUAGAAAAGAAUGGCGCCAAUAAGGUUUCAGACGUUCAACUAAAAACUGUCACCACUAACAACAACAACAACUCCAACAACAACAAUAAUAAUAAUGCCCCAUCGAGAGAUAAAUUUCCAAUCGCAGCAAGCAGAAAUCUCGCGCCAACAACUUCUACAGACAAUAAAAACAACAGCAAAACAGCAGCAACAACAACAACAACAGCUUUUGAGAAGACGAACGAUCCCAACAACGGCAACAAUGUGAACGCUGUCUGCAGUAGUAAGAACCUGUUUAAAACCACAUACACUGCCAACCUCAGCAAACCUAACGCCAGCAGUACAACCAAUGUUAAUCAUAGCAAUGCUACUACUGCUGCUACUGCUACUACAGCUACUACUGCAAGUAACGCUAGUGGUAAUGCUAGUAGGGAUGUUACUAGUACUGCUAAAAAUAGCGCUACUGAUGCUAUAAAUAAACUUCGGAAAACUCCAGCUUCUGCCGGCUGGAAAACAGUUUGA
Messenger RNA from Helobdella robusta, 3264 nucleotides. RefSeq lists its product as hypothetical. The transcript is spliced from 7 exons. Lineage: Eukaryota; Metazoa; Annelida; Clitellata; Rhynchobdellida; Glossiphoniidae. Bases 1 to 3264 code for a protein of 1087 amino acids. The record is from RefSeq and is a predicted model, not a curated record.